Diachasma alloeum is the source of this 1739-nucleotide messenger RNA. RefSeq names its product peroxidasin (gene dpr14). NCBI's taxonomy places the organism in Eukaryota, Metazoa, Arthropoda, Insecta, Hymenoptera, Braconidae. Gene Ontology annotation, cellular component: neuron projection membrane. The transcript is spliced from 10 exons. Bases 760 to 1689 code for a protein of 309 amino acids. The record is from RefSeq and is a predicted model, not a curated record. Gene Ontology annotation, biological process: synapse organization.
UCCCGACAAAUAUGUUGGCGAAAUAGUGUGAGCCCCGUGAUCUUGCGACUGUUUUAAUUUUUACGGCCAUAUUGUUCUCUCCGCGGGGGAUAAUCGCGACCUAUGAGCCAUUCUCGGAGAAUGCUUUCCUCGUCACUUCGGUCCGCUGGACGUGUCCCAUUUUACCCGAAUUUUCGGUAGUGAUUCGGGGCCCUGCAUGAUGUGCCACUGAGGAGUGUUAAGUGCUCGCUAAUGAGUGAGGAGGGAAAAUUCUGUUUAUCUUCUGCAUAAUGAAACUCAGGGGGAACUCCCUAUUGAUGAGGUGAAGCAGGAACUUGGAACUCCACUACUUGAAACUAUUCGCAGACUCAAUUCAGUGGCUUCGCGUAUUGUCUUACUCGCAUCUCGGGGGCUUUGAAAAGUGGAACAAAAUUUUACUGUUGGUGGUGGGAUUAGUGUCAGCGAAUGCGCGUUAUCGUGAAAUUUAUGUAUCGCCACGAACUCCGGUGAAAAGCAUCCUCACUUGUUACGAUAGAUUAUCUACUCGAUUUAACAUAAUAUUACUUCGAGAUAUUUCGGGAUGGCGAGGACAUUCAAUUUGAUUAGUCCGUUGUCAGUUUGAGGACGAAGUGACGAGGGGUGUCGACUGAUAAAAUUCAAGUGAACAUUCAUCUAAUUCUGCAGUUUGUAUGCUGCGGAAAUAUCAGUAUUAACACCGGCCCAUGAGAUCCUGAGAAUUCACAACGACUUCACGCAAUCGACAUGAGUUGAACAUUGGUCAUGGAGCUGCGAAUAAUUUCAGCCAUUUUGGCCAUAUUUGUGGUGAAUGUCGUUCAUACUGGAAUAGCCACAGUUGCAGCAGGAUCGAAACCCUUUCCAGGACUGGAAAAUCUACCCAAAUCUUUCUGGCACGAGCUCAGUUCACCUUUCACCGAGGCUUACGAGGAAGAGACUUCUGCGACGGAAAAUCAUGCGACUCUGGAGCCGCGACCCUUUUUCGAGGAUCCUGAAAGUAAUGUUACCGUUCAACUCGGUGCACAGGUGCAUCUCCACUGCAGAGUUGAAAAUUUGCAGAAGCGAACGAUUUCAUGGGUGCGGAGACGCGGAAACGAGCUUCAUCUAUUGACCUUCGGCAUUCACACGUACUCUAGUGAUUCACGCUUUUCACUGGAUUAUCAAUUGCCAAAUGAUUGGCGAUUGCUACUGCGAUCAGCCACUGAGCGCGACGCCGGUAUUUAUGAAUGUCAAGUCAGCGUUCAUCCGCCAUUGACUAGGACUGUGCACUUGAUAGUGUCCGUACCACGCGUCGAAAUAGUUGAUGAGCACGGCGCAACUGCAUCUGACAAAUUUUAUAAAGCGGGAAGUACAAUAGAACUGAAGUGUGUAGUGAGUAAAGUACCUCAUCCGAGUGGUUACGUCACUUGGAGGCACGGAGCUAGAAUGCUCAAUUACGACACUAUUCGAGGUGGAAUCAGCGUUAAAACUGACAUGGGCUCUGAGGGAGCUACGUCCCGGCUGUACAUUGCAAAUGCCAAUAAGAAAGACAGCGGAAACUACAGCUGCGCUUUGGCAGAUGUAGCCGCUACUAUUGUUUCCGUCCACGUAUUAAAUGGUGAAAAUCCAGCUGCAAUGCAACAUGGCGACAGCUCCAAUCCCAACUCCACCGUUGUGGGAGUAAUUUUGCUAACACUGUUGACACUCUUGAGAUGACCUUGAAGUGUCAUUCGUCCAUCGAGGAUGGCUAUCUGUGCUGAAUUUCC